UUGUAAGAAAAAUUUAGGCUAAGCUGUCACUUUUAAUUUUUUAAUUUCAACAUAUGUCAACAACAUACAGACAUGGAAAGUAGUUUUGGCUUGAGUGCCUCCAAACAGCCGUCCAAAACGUCAAGAAGGUCAAAAUGUUUGCCCCGUCGAGCUCAAGACUUAAGUAAAGAAGAGUUACUUCUCACUUUGAAGAAGAAGCGAGAAUGUAAUGCCAAAGCUCUAACAAUUGUUGAGGGAAUGCUGGAACCCAUUGUUACGAAGGACUGGUUCCUAGAUGUUCUCCAUCACAUCAAUCAGAGUCAUUUACAAGAUGUUAUUGAAGAAAGAGCCAUAGUCAACCUUUGUGGCUAUCCGUUAUGCUCUAAUAAGCUAAAAAGUAUUCCAUCACAGCAGUAUCGUAUAUCUACAAAGGUUAACAAGAUUUAUGAUAUCACAGAAAGAAAGAAUUUUUGCAGCAACAAAUGUUUCAAAGCAUUUAAAUUUAUCAGAGAUCAAAUGUACACAAGCCCCCUGUGGCUUCGUGAUAUUGAGCCCAAUGUUAAGUUUAUUUUGAUGCCAUCAACCGAGUGUGGCGGAGAUAUUGGUGAUGAAGUCAAUGUUCAAAUUGAAAGAGUUUCGAAAGAUGAACUUAAGAAGUUGUCUGGAGAAGAGAACUCUUCCUCUUCUCAUCAAGCUGAAGGAAACUUAUCCCUUAGUGAUGCUCUUACCAAUUUGCAUAUUGUUGCUACAAUGAGAGAAAAUACCCCGUUACAUUUUUCAGAGGGCUUAAAACGCACGGAAUGUGAGGAAAAGAAUAAUUUGCACCUAAUUGAAAAAUCAGGAGAAAACUCUCCAGUACCUAAUGUAAAAGAUUAUGUACAAAAGGACACAUGCACAAGCAGCGUUGAGAGAAAAAUUUCUGAAAAAUGUGGAGGUAUGUCAAGUGAUUCCCAUGUUCCUCCUUUAAUCUCCUUAAAGGGAGAUGAUACUCACCAAGUUCACAGUCUUCAAACAGAAAGAGAGAAUUUUUUUGAGAAAGUGAUUGUUAAAGAAGAUGGUAAUGAAGUAAAAGGACCAGGACCAGGGUCAAAUGCUCAGGAUACUGCUGACUUGGCAUGUGAAACCUCGUCCGUACCUGUAAGCACGUCUAUCCCUUCUUCCUGUGCCCCAGAAAACACAACUGACGUUCAAAAAAGUUCUUCAAGAUAUGUAACAAGGAAAACUUUCAAUGAUAAAAAAACCAUUGAAAGAGUUGAAUGUUUGAAUCAGAAACCAAGUAUGAAACAUGAUAGCUCUUUAUCCGGGUCCAAUUCUGAGUGGGCCAUCAAUCAGCCCGACUGUUCAUCAAGUAAAAUAUGUCAUCAACUCCCUCAAAGCUCUAAGAAAAAUAGAGACACAAAGCUUGACAAUCCCGCUGAUCAUAUAGCUUCCAAAAAGACUAAGUUAGACUCCGGGUCUUCCAAGUUACUCCCUACAGUAUUUUAUGUUGAAAAAUGUGUACGGGAAUGGUUCACUAUGGAAACAAUGUGCUUUCUAUUUGGAGAAACUACUCUCAAAGAGAUGCUGGAAAAUAAAGGAGAAAGUAUCCAGAAACAUUAUAAAGCUCUCAGUACUACUACCUGGGACCAGGAAAAACAUGAUCGUUUUCUUGCUAUUUGUAAAAGGCUGAACUUACUUGAAAUGGAAGACACCAACUUUGAUAGCCAGGUGAUAAAAAGUGAGAGUGAUUCUGUACGGAAACCCCUCCCAAAUUAUGAAGUUUUGAAAAGAGAAGCAGAGGCAAUGGAGCUGAAAAUAAACGCAUUCUACAAGGGGAAAAUGGAAUUAGAUGAAAAGAAAGUCACAUUUGCUCAGGAUGUCAAAACCGAUUCUUCUGAUGUGAGAAGUGACAGUGAAGUACAAAUUCCUCUGGUGCAUUUGCAUGCUCAACGAGCCCUCCGAAAAAGAAUUGUGCUCGAUGGACUUAACAGAGUGUUGCCUGAUUUUUUACGUACUUUUGGUAUGAGACCAAGUGAACUGACAAGUUCUAUCAGAGGUUUAGUGGGCACCUUUGCCCUUUCUGCCACAAAUAUUACAUUCAAACCCCAGGAAUGGAGUCUUCUUGGACUAAUCAUCAUCAAGCUGCUGACACUGAAAGAAACAAAUCUGAAGCAGUGUUUACAACAGGAGCAGUCAAACACCUAUUUAACAUUAAUGCUUAUGAGCUACAAGCAAGAGCCAGGAUACCUAGACAGACUUCUUUCGUGGCUUACAGAUAUUGAUAUGCUACUUGCUCGUCCUCAGUGUUGACACCAAAUGUGAUAGCUUUAAUUUAGUUAAUAGUCUAAAACAAGCAAAGUAGAGGUCUGGAUGAAAUAUUGUAUUCUAUGGAAAUAUAACAGUUUAAUAUUUUUA
This is a messenger RNA of Frankliniella occidentalis (western flower thrips), 2373 nucleotides long. RefSeq names its product putative RNA polymerase II subunit B1 CTD phosphatase RPAP2. The transcript has 8 exons. The coding region runs from base 73 to 2268 and encodes 731 amino acids. Gene Ontology annotation, molecular function: RNA polymerase II CTD heptapeptide repeat phosphatase activity; RNA polymerase core enzyme binding. NCBI's taxonomy places the organism in Eukaryota, Metazoa, Arthropoda, Insecta, Thysanoptera, Thripidae. The record is from RefSeq and is a predicted model, not a curated record. Gene Ontology annotation, cellular component: nucleus; cytoplasm.